GCUCUCCAGACACCUUUUGGGGAAAGGCAGACGGCUGCUGGGAGCACUCAGGAUCAGCCUUCAGUGAACCAUGGGGCUCAGUGAUCAGGAAUGGCAGCAGGUCCUGACCGUCUGGGGGAAGGUGGAGUCUGACAUUGCCGGCCAUGGGCAUGAAAUUUUAAUGAGACUCUUUCAGGACCACCCUGAGACCCUGGAUAAAUUUGAAAGGUUCAAAGGCCUGAAGACCCCUGAUCAGAUGAAGGGUUCUGAAGACCUGAAGAAACAUGGAGCUACAGUCCUUACUCAGCUGGGCAAAAUCCUGAAGCUGAAGGGUAGUCAUGAGGCAGAGUUGAAGCCCCUGGCUCAAACCCAUGCGACCAAGCAUAAAAUCCCUGUCAAAUAUCUGGAGUUCAUUUCUGAAGUCAUUAUCAAGGUCCUUGCUGAAAAACACGCUGCAGACUUUGGGGCUGAUGCCCAGGCUGCAAUGAAGAAGGCGCUGGAGAUGUUCCGAAAUGACAUGGCCAGCAAGUACAAGGAGUUCGGUUUCCAGGGUUAGCACCCACGCACAGAGGAGCAUCACGGUGGAGGCCUGCCCGUGCAUCUUAGAGUAGCUUCCCCAGCACUGUUUUGGACUUCUCAUAAUCUGCUGUCCAACAUGUGUGGGAAAGUUUUGAUGAGAGGCCAAGAGUCGCUCUGGGCAGCAUAGAGGCACUCAGAGCGAUAUCCAUGACAAACCGGUGUUUCCUGGCUUCAUGUGUACCAGAGAAAUAAUCUGCUUUCUUAGGAAAAAUAAAAGGGUUAUCUGUGAGCUUCUGCCUAUCCUAUCCCCCCCCCUUUUUUUUUUCUUCCUCCCUGAGACUCAGUCUCAUCUGAGAGGUGAAUGGAAUGGCCAGAGAUGAAGGGAUAUGGAGGAAUAAGGGCAAUGUUGAGGAGCGUGGUGAAUGGGAGUGUGAAGGGAUGACUCAAAUGGUAUGAAAGGGAUAUCAGGAUGGGGAGCAGGAGCACAGCUUCCUAUUCCUCCCACAGGUGAGACUGUUGGCAGGUUAGUGUGGGAAGCUUCCAGUACACUAUUACCUUGCUCCAUGAGGGUGAACACAGUCAGUCACUAGGGUCUGCCAGCUCAGAAACUUUGGCAAAAACUCACAUCAGCAAAACUAUAGAGAAGUGCUUCCUGUGGCUUUCUGGUAGCCACCGCUACGCAUCUGAAGUUCUGUUACACUGGGAAGCGAAGUAUGUGUGUCUCAGAAAAUAAAAAUACAU
Molecule: messenger RNA, 1239 nt
Organism: Indicator indicator
Lineage: Eukaryota; Metazoa; Chordata; Aves; Piciformes; Indicatoridae
Gene: MB
Product: myoglobin
Exons: 3
Coding region: 71-535 (154 amino acids)
Biological process (GO): oxygen transport
Cellular component (GO): extracellular exosome
Molecular function (GO): heme binding; oxygen binding
Source: RefSeq, a predicted model, not a curated record